ACAAACAAGAGCAACGAGCAUGUAGAUAACGGCGAAGAUCCGAUCGACGGCCGUGGAAGGAUAGAGGUAAGAGAAGUAAUCGACGGCGGUGAUGAAUGCGUUCCAUGGAAGAAGAAAGCCAACGCCGAGGGUGAAGUAGAUGAUGUAAGCGAAGUGGUAGGAAUCAGAAGGAGCUUUUUUGGUAGAUCCUUCGUGAGGAUUGAGGAGAAGAGAAGUCUCCGGUCCGGCUUCCGAGUCAGUUACGAUUCCGGCGGAUUUAUCGGUGGUGGUCAUUUGAAUUUGUUUAGUUUCUCUCAGUUUUGGGGAUUUUUGGGAAAUUCGUUGACUAAUGGGAGUCAUUAA
This is a messenger RNA of Arabidopsis thaliana (thale cress), 342 nucleotides long. RefSeq lists its product as uncharacterized. The annotation marks the transcript as partial. NCBI's taxonomy places the organism in Eukaryota, Viridiplantae, Streptophyta, Magnoliopsida, Brassicales, Brassicaceae. The transcript has a single exon. The record is from RefSeq and is marked reviewed.